Lasiodiplodia theobromae is the source of this 732-nucleotide messenger RNA. Its product is annotated as Mitochondrial co-chaperone. Gene Ontology annotation, biological process: protein import into mitochondrial matrix; protein folding. Lineage: Eukaryota; Fungi; Ascomycota; Dothideomycetes; Botryosphaeriales; Botryosphaeriaceae. The transcript is spliced from 3 exons. The record is from RefSeq and is a predicted model, not a curated record. The coding region runs from base 1 to 732 and encodes 243 amino acids. Gene Ontology annotation, cellular component: PAM complex, Tim23 associated import motor. Gene Ontology annotation, molecular function: adenyl-nucleotide exchange factor activity; protein homodimerization activity; protein-folding chaperone binding.
AUGCUGUCUCGCUCCGUCUUCAGGUCCUCCAGAGCCGUGAGCUCCAGGCUAUCGGCGCAGGUCGCCUCUGCUUCUCUGCGCGCUCAGUCGCCGCUGCUCCGCGCCUCGGUAGCUCCCGCCGCCGCCGUCUCUCCCUUCAGAGUCGCCUCGAGAUGGUAUUCCGAGUCGGCUGAGUCAAAGAACGAGGAGAAGAAGGAAGAGAAGAAGGAGGGCGAAGAGCAGAAGCAGGAGCUGUCCGAGGUCGACAAGCUGAAGGAACAGAUUGAGGCCAAGAACAAGGAAAUUGUUGAAGUAAAGGACAAGUACCUCCGCUCCGUCGCCGACUUCCGUAACCUUCAAGAGCGCACCAAGCGCGAGAUCCAGGCUUCCAAGGACUUUGCUAUCUCUCGCUUCGCCCGCGAUCUUGUCGAGUCUGUCGACAACCUCGACCGCGCUCUGUCCACCGUGCCCAAGGAAAAGCUCGUUGAGGAGAACAAGGACCUGAUGACUCUGUACGAUGGCCUGAAGAUGACCGAUACCGUUCUGAUGAACACCCUCAAGAAGCAUGGUCUUGAGCGCUUCGACCCCAGCGUUGAGGGCGAGAAGUUCGACCCCAACCUCCACGAGGCUGUCUUCCAGACCCCCAUGCCCGACAAGGAGGACGGCAUUUGCUUCUUCACCCAGCGGACGGGCUUCAUUCUGAACGGCAGAGUUCUUAGGCCCGCUCAGGUUGGCGUCGUCAAGAACGCGUAA